AUGGAGCAAUUCUGCAAGACAGUUCCUAGCUUUCUCACCAAACUGUGGGUAAUAGUCGACGAUGCCGUCUUGGAUCAUGUGAUUCACUGGAGCAAGGAUGGUCACAGCUUUGAGAUUGUGAAUGAAGAAAACUUUUCUAAUGAAAUACUACCAAAAUACUUCAAGCAUAACAAAAUAGCCAGCUUUAUUCGACAACUCAACAUGUAUGGUUUCCGAAAGGUUUCACCGCAGAGUGAAAAGACUAGUGAGAAAAAGAAAGGUUCUAUAGAAUUUCAGCAUCCACUCUUCAAAAAAGGAGGAGCCUGUCUUCUUGAAAAUAUUAAGCGAAAGGGGCCAACAAUAAAAAUUGACGAUGCCAACCUCUUCUCUGAUGAAUUUCAGAAAAUUCUGACUGAAAUGCAAGAGCUUAGAAACACGCAGAGCGACAUGGAUGCCAGAUAUUCACAAAUGAAACAGGACUAUUCAAACCUAUAUCUGGAAAUUACAAACCUAAAAAAGAAGCACUGUGAGCAACAGCAGCUGUUAACACAGGUACUCCAUUUUAUCUUGGAUUUGAUGAAUGGAAAUCAUACAGUCCUAAAAAAGAGAAAAAGGAGGUUGAGCCCUUCAGACCAUGAUGGAGAUUUAAAAGAUGGUUAUGAACUUAUUGAUGACAAAUAUAAAAGUCUUCUUGACCAGAGUCUUACCAUGUUGAAAGAAUCCAAAAACUUAACUUCAUCUGUAGACCAGACAAAUGGUUCAGUGGGUGAAAAGCCUAAAGUGGCCAGCUCCUGAUAUAGUGUGAAUGAAGAUGCACUGACCAUUCAUUUAGAUUUGACCCAUACCGUUUUCACAGAAAUAACCGACGAAUCCUUUGAACAGGAACCUGAGGAUAUUAAUUUGGAAUCAGUGCUUUCUUCUCAGGAUUCAGUUUUGAUGGAAGAUACAUCAGACAUUCUGUGUAACAAUAUAAUUAACAGUGAUAAAGCGCAUAUGCAUCAUGCAGAAGAGGACAUGCUAGAGCUAAAUUCAUUAUUAUCUGAGAAGACAGUGGACUUUGACUUUGAUGAUUUCAGUGAGAGUCUAAGUCUCAUGAAUAACGAAGGAGAAAGAAGUCUGCUUGAAGCCAGUCGGGAAAAAGACAAACAUGUGGAACAAGGCGUGGAAAAAUCCGAGCUUUUACUUUUAGAUGGGACAUCAAUAUGUAAUUUUGGAGAAGAUCUUCAAGAUUCUGGUGACCUCCUUUUGGAUAAUCUGAAGAACCCACCUAAUGUCUUAUCAGCUUUAUGUGAUCAUGACUAUAUAACCUUCAAUAUUUCCACUACACAAGAAGAUACUGCAAACACCAUUGAAAAUUUUGUUCCCCCAGUUAUCUAUGGAACCAGUGGGGAAUCCAAUGUAUUCCCAUUUUUCUUUAUCAAUCCUGUUACUAAUAUUUUUUGA
Messenger RNA from Arvicola amphibius (Eurasian water vole), 1422 nucleotides. Its product is annotated as heat shock factor protein 3-like. Gene Ontology annotation, molecular function: sequence-specific DNA binding; DNA-binding transcription factor activity. The record is from RefSeq and is a predicted model, not a curated record. Gene Ontology annotation, biological process: regulation of DNA-templated transcription. Lineage: Eukaryota; Metazoa; Chordata; Mammalia; Rodentia; Cricetidae.